Rhododendron vialii is the source of this 3006-nucleotide messenger RNA. RefSeq lists its product as uncharacterized. Gene Ontology annotation, molecular function: zinc ion binding; nucleic acid binding. Lineage: Eukaryota; Viridiplantae; Streptophyta; Magnoliopsida; Ericales; Ericaceae. The transcript is spliced from 2 exons. The coding region runs from base 1 to 3006 and encodes 1001 amino acids. The record is from RefSeq and is a predicted model, not a curated record.
AUGCCUCCGAGAACGCGUGUUAGAGCAGGUGAGAUCGGAAGAAGGGGUGGCCGUGGCCGUGGCCGUGGCCGAGGGGCACCAGUUGAGGAUGAAGUUAGCCAACAUGGGGAGAAUCCGAAUGGUAAUUCGGGGGAAGGGGCCGGACAUGGUCAGGGAGAGGAAACACCGGUUGUUCAAAAUCCGUUUGCUAGGGAUUUCGUUGCGGCUGCAAACCUUUUAAAUCCUGCUCCUAGGGAAAGCGCAGAUAUUCGUGCUAUGAUAGCAAUGAGGGAGUUCAGCCGUAGAAAUCCACCUACGUUUGAUGGGUCGAGUAGUGACCCUCUUGUGGCCGAUCAUUGGCUAGCUCAAAUCCGAAAACUUUUCAGGGCUCUUCAGAUAACGGAGGAUGACUUGCGAGUGAAUAUCGUAGCCGUUCAGCUUACCGGGGAAGCGAAUGAGUGGUGGGAGUCGGUCUUGGAAUCAAGGAAAGACGCAAGGAGAGCGACAAGGACCGCGGCUCAAGCAAAUGAGCCAGUUAUUGAGAACUUAACUUGGGCGGAGUUUGAGCUGCUCUUCGAGGAGCAAUACUUUUCGGAAAUGUGUCGUGAACAAAUGAGGGAAGAGUUUGAGAAGUUGGAACAAGGGGAUAUGACGGUGUCGGAGUAUGCUUUGAAGUUUCAAUCCUUGUCCCGUUUUGCGCCGGAGUUAGUGGCAACCGAAGAGAGGAAGUGUAGGCGAUUUGAAAGGGGGUUGCAUGAGACCGUGAAGAAGUUUGUUGUGGCGCAACGCAAAGGGAAGUUUUUUGAAGUCGUUGAAUGUGCACGGAGCAUUGAGACACCUAAGGAGACACCCAAAAAUCCUAAGGUUUGGGAACCAAGACAGCCAAUGGGAGGUGUGAGUUCUUCGUCGAGAAGUUUCGGUGGUCAAGGGAGAAAAAGACAAAGGGAUCAAAUGUCGACAUCGCAGGGUCCAUCAAACUUUAGGCCUCCACCCUUUUCUUCGUUCGGGACUCGGGGAGUUUCCAAUAGACCCUCAAUCGUAUGCCAUGAGUGUGGUCAGACGGGGCACAUUCGUGCCCAAUGCCCGCAACUUUUGAACACGUGUUUUACUUGUGGGAAGCCCGGUCACUUUGCUAGAAGUUGCCCACAUGGAGAAGGGGCACGUAGUGAGUCAGGUUCGGUGCAGCAGCCGAGGGGUGGACAAGGUUCUGGCCGGCAGUCGUUUCGGGGUACUCAGAGACAGCAACAGUCUCACUUUCGUCGGACCACUUCAGUUCAGGGAUCUCAGGUUGAGAGGGGAGCUAGUUCGUUUACGCCUACUCAGGGUUCCGGUCAUCGAGGUGGACAUGUUCAGGGUCAGACUACUCAGGGGAGGGCUUUUGCUAUCACAUCUACCAUUUUGCCUCCACCACCUCCUGUCACUUCUCAGACCCCGGAAACAUCGGUUGUGAGGGGAGGUAGGUUGCCGUUAGAUCGCAUUUGCCGGGGUUGUGAACUUAUUAUCCGAGAUCGUCAUUUUAGCUUUGAUUUUAUCAUGUUGAACAUGUCGGGGUUCGAUCUUAUUUUGGGAAUGGAUUGGUUGUCCACUUUUCAUGCUACUAUAGAUUGCUUCAAGCGCUGGGUCUGUAUUUAUCCGCCUGGGGGUUCUUGUUUCGAGUUCUUCGGGGAGCGUCGGGAACCGAUAGAACCAGAUCUGUGUGAGUCCCAGGAGCGUGAGUCAAUGUAUGCCUUAUUAUCAAGUUUGGCGUUAGAUGAGGAUGUGUCCAUGCGUGGGGAGCUACCUUUUGUUGUUUGUAAUUUUUCGGACGUAUUUCCAAAGGAGUUACCCAGUUUACCACCCGAGAGAGAGAUUGAAUUCACCAUCGAUUUGCUUCCUGGCAUUGCUCUUAUUUCUGUACCUCCAUAUCAUUUCGCGCCCGCCGAGUUGAGAGAAUUGAAGGUUCAAUUGCAAGAAUUGGAGAGUUUGGGGUUUAUUCGUUCGAGUACGUCACCGUGGGGAGCACCCGCUUUGUUUGCUCGAAAGAAGGAUGGGUCGCUUCGCCUAUGUAUCGAUUAUCGUAAGUUGAACCGUGUCACCAUUAAGAAUAAGUACCCUAUGCCUAGAAUCGACGAUUUGUUUGACCAACUUCGAGAUGCCACUUGUUUCUCUAAGAUCGAUCUGAGGUCCGGUUACCACCAGUUGAGAGUUCGGAGGGAAGACAUUCCUAAAACCGCUUUUUGCACUCGUUAUGGCCACUACGAGUUUGUUGUUAUGCCCUUUGGUUUGACGAAUGCACCGGCAACUUUCAUGGAUUUGAUGAACCGUAUCUUUCGUGCCUAUCUUGAUCGUUUCGUAGUUGUUUUCGUGGACGAUAUCCUUAUUUACUCGCCUUCAGAGGAGGAACACCAAACUCACCUUUCUAUCGUCCUUGAACUCUUGAGAGAACACCGAUUGUAUGCUAAGCUUAGCAAGUGCGAGUUUUGGUUGUCCGAGGUCAAGUUUUUGGGUCACGUUGUAUCGAAGGAUGGGGUGUCCGUUGAUCCGGGAAAGAUAGAGUCCGUAAUGAAUUGGAAAAGACCGAAGAAUGUGUUCGAGAUUCGUAGUUUCUUAGGCUUGGCCGGAUACUAUCGUCGUUUUGUACUCGAUUUCUCUCGUCUAGCGGCUCCGUUGACUAAAUUGACUCAUAAGGGGACUCGGUUCGUUUGGAGUGACGCGUGUGAGAUGGCUUUUCAGGAAUUGAAGAAAAGGUUGACUACCGCACCGGUUUUGAUUGUGCCCGAACGGGGAGUUGGUUACUCCGUGUAUUAUGAUGCUUCGAAAGAAGGGUUAGGGUGCGUUUUGAUGCAAUUGGGACGAGUGGUGGCGUAUGGAUCACGGCAAUUAAAAACUCACGAGCGAAACUACCCUACCCAUGACUUAGAACUUGCAGCCGUCGUUUUUGCUUUAAAAGGGUGGCAUCAUUACCUUUACGGCGAGAGAUUCGAAAUCUUUUCCGAUCCCAAGAGUCUUAAGUACUUGUUCUCUCAAAAGGAGCUUAACUUGCGAUAA